Parascedosporium putredinis is the source of this 1119-nucleotide messenger RNA. The record is from the annotation of a GenBank genome assembly. NCBI's taxonomy places the organism in Eukaryota, Fungi, Ascomycota, Sordariomycetes, Microascales, Microascaceae.
AUGGCCAAAAGCUCCUCUGCCCCUACCAAUGAAAUGCGACAAGGCGCCGGCGCUGUUGGCCUUGCCAUCUCCAAAACGCGGUCCCGGAGGGACGACCAAACAGCUCCUGCUUCCAACCAGAGGCGUCCCGAUGGCAAGCCGAAGCUUAGCAUCAACACGUCAACGAUUGCCAAUAACGUUUCCGGGUCCAAUCAGACGAUACGUCCAGUACCGGCAACUCAGCGCGGCGAGGAAGAGGAAAGCCCUAUGACGGAGUUUGAGGAAGAUGGUGGCGAUAUAUCUCCGAAGCAGAUAUGGCACUGCUACGUCAACAGCCGUGUCCACAGUAUCAAGCCGGUCUCCCCGUCAAAAACUCUCACCCCCGCUAGUGUCUACGCUUCUGAGGGUGGCCCCUGGAACCGCACUCCUACGCAAACGCCACCAGUCCCCUCCAAUUCUUUGGUUCCUAAGCCGCUCAGCACUAGGCAGCCAAGCCGUAACUACCGUGCGGGCCCGGACCUCGGUCCCUGGGCCCCGCCAGCCCCGGUCCUUCCAACGGCUUACUCUCCUGUGCUCAACCCUUUCCUUGACACUAAUGAUGUCUCCCCUGUCCGUCGUGCUGGAAACAGUACCUAUGAUCUGACAGGAAGGAUACCGGCACCUCAGGGCCAGAACCUGUUCCGGCCAUCUAGGAUAGGCCAAACAACAGCUCCGUCCCCGACCCCGAUGCCCGGGCUUCGCCGUGGCGCAACCUCGAGCAACCCCCAGCUGAUGGCAACACCGAUUGUUGCCCCGGCUUCACGGGCGUUUGUGCAGCCAUAUUCUGCUAGUAGUAUCACACCGACGACGAACCGUUACAGUUAUAUUGGUGACCCCUCCUCGCCGCAGCAGACUUCUGGCGCCGCGCGCUCUACCUUGCUAGAGAAGCGCCUCGGCCCCGAUAGGCCCUCGCAGCUUUCCAAUCUCACAGUCACCCCCGUCACUAGCAGACCCUCCGUACAAUCAGAUAUGAGCCAGCCUGGGCCUUGGAGGCGCAUGAUGCGAGAUGCCGAAGGCGGUGCCUCGGGGGCGACUUGCCAAGCACGCCAACUUGGCGGCCCCUCCUUACACCCGAGCGUAGGGGAGAUGCCCUAUACUUGA